AUGGGCAAAAAACCCCUAGUGGUGGCGCUCGGCGACCCCAAGUACGCCGGCGAGGACUUUAUCAGCGACUUCAAGAAGGAUUUCGACUUCGAGAUCCUCCUUGCCACAAAUCACCAAGAAACACUAGACUCCCUUCCCAAACUCAUCGCCAAAUCCGGCCCAGUCUCAGCCUUCAUAGUCCGUAUGGGCACACCACCAUACGAGCCCUUUGACGAAGAAAUGUUCAGCCCCCUCCUGCCGCACUGUAAGAUCAUCACUUCCGCAUCAGCGGGCUUCAACGAAUUCGACCUCGACUGGAUGACCGCCAACAAAAUAUGGUUCUGUAACACGCGCAACGCCGUCGCCGAGGCUACAGCCGAUAUGGCGAUCUUCCUCAUCCUCGCUGUCCUCAGAGACACCACGCGUGCUGAAACGGGCGCUAGAUCUGACACUGGCGCUUGGAAGACAGGACUCGUACCGUGCCGCGAUCCAACUGGCCUGACUUUGGGUAUUGUCGGUAUGGGGGCCAUUGGCAAGUACACUGCCAGAAAAGCUUCAGUCUUCAACCUGAAAAUCAAAUACCACAACCGGCACCAGCUCCCCACCGAAAUAGAGAAGGAGUAUAACGCAGAAUACGUCUCAAAUCUCCACCAGCUCCUGUCCGUGUCAGAUAUAAUCAGCAUAUCAUGCCCACUGAACGCCGAGACAACGAACAUGAUCUCGCACGCCGAAUUCGCCGCCAUGAAACAAGGUUCUUUUCUCGUCAAUACCGCCCGCGGCGCCGUGAUCAACGAAGAGGCAUUGAUCGAGGCUCUCGAGUCCGGUAAAAUCACCCGCGCAGGACUCGACGUCUUUUGCAAUGAGCCGAACAUCAAUCCCUAUUUCAAGACGAGCGAUAAGAUCGUCGCACAGCCGCAUAUGGGUGGGCUGACGGACGUGGCGUUCAUGAAGUCAGAACGGGAAUGCUUUGAGAAUAUCAGGAGUCUGUUCAAGACUGGAAGGCCUGUUGCGCCGGUUAAUGAGGUCAAGACAUGA
Molecule: messenger RNA, 1014 nt
Organism: Exophiala viscosa
Lineage: Eukaryota; Fungi; Ascomycota; Eurotiomycetes; Chaetothyriales; Herpotrichiellaceae
Product: D-3-phosphoglycerate dehydrogenase
Exons: 3
Coding region: 1-1014 (337 amino acids)
Molecular function (GO): oxidoreductase activity, acting on the CH-OH group of donors, NAD or NADP as acceptor; NAD binding
Source: RefSeq, a predicted model, not a curated record